Messenger RNA from Salvia splendens (bonfire salvia), 1300 nucleotides. RefSeq names its product galactose mutarotase. NCBI's taxonomy places the organism in Eukaryota, Viridiplantae, Streptophyta, Magnoliopsida, Lamiales, Lamiaceae. Gene Ontology annotation, biological process: glucose metabolic process; beta-D-galactose catabolic process via UDP-galactose, Leloir pathway. The transcript has 5 exons. The record is from RefSeq and is a predicted model, not a curated record. The coding region runs from base 142 to 1149 and encodes 335 amino acids. Gene Ontology annotation, molecular function: aldose 1-epimerase activity; carbohydrate binding.
AUCAUUCUAUAUCAUUAUAUUGGUCAGGUCAACCAACCGUCCACUUCACUGCCGAAAUGUCCGCCCCUCACUUCUCAAAUUCCUAUUAUUUUCUGUAGCCAAAUCAACUCAACCGAAAAAGAAUCAGUUUUCGGCAUUCUAAUGGCGGAGGCCAAGCUUUUUGAACUUAACAAUGGCACUAUGCGUGUAAUCGUCUCCAAUUAUGGAUGCACCAUCACCUCUGUCUUUGUACCAGACAAACAUGGAAAAUUGGCCGAUGUAGUUCUUGGAUUUGACACAAUUGAGCCAUAUCAGAAAGGAGAUUCUCCUUACUUUGGGUGUAUUGUGGGUCGGGUGGCAAAUAGGAUCAGAGAUGGGAAGUUUACACUCAAUGGAGUCGAGUAUUCAUUGCCUAUUAACAAUGGACCCAACAGUCUCCAUGGUGGGAACAAGGGAUAUGAUAAGGUCAUCUGGGAAGUGGCUGAAUAUAAGCAGGGUGAUACACCAUCAAUCACCUUUAAGUAUGAGAGUCUCGAUGGGGAAGAAGGUUAUCCAGGUGAUGUUUCUUUCAGCGCGACGUACACGCUCACAUCCAAGACUACAAUGAGGCUCGACAUGGAAGGUGUGCCGAAGAAUAAGGCAACGCCAAUCAACCUUGCACAACACACCUAUUGGAAUCUAGCCGGUCAUGAAUCUGGAACAUUUCUAGAUCACACUAUUCAGAUAUGGGCGGAUCACAUCACCCCCGUAGAUCAGAACACUGUUCCAACCGGUGAGAUCAUGCCUGUCAAAGGCACGCCAUUCGACUUCACUACUGCAAACAAGAUUGGCAGCCGUAUCAACGAGGUUGGUAUAGGCUACGACCACAACUAUGUUCUCGACUGCGGGGAGGAAAAAGCAGGCUUGAAGCACGCUGCAAAAUUGAAGGAUCCUGCUAGCUCGAGGACUCUUGAUCUGUGGACCAAUGCUCCUGGUAUGCAGUUUUACACUGCAAAUUACGUGAGCGGCAUUGUUGGUAAAGGUGGUGCUGUGUAUGGAAAGCAUUCGGCCGCUUGUCUGGAGACCCAGGGAUUUCCAAACGCCAUCAACCAGCCAAACUUCCCUACCAUUGUCGUCCAACCGGGAGAGAAGUACAGUCAUAGUAUGGUGUUUGAAUUCUCAACCGAGUAGGGUAUGUUCAAGUGUGUCAAUGUAAGUUUGAAUUCUUAUUAGUAUCAGAGUUAUGCUAAGAGUACUAAAAUAAGUAGUACUACAUCAGUGCAUAUGGCCUCUAUUUUUUAUCUGGGAUUUUGAGUGAUCAAGUUUAACAAUUUCAACUGCA